AUGGAUAAACACGGCGUGAAGACCCCCUUGUGGAAGAAGGAUCUGGAGCAGCCCGGGACCAGAGAGGCAGAGGCAGAGGCGGAGGCGGAGGCCGCGGAGCGGGGGCCGGAGGAGGACGAGGAGAGGCCGCUGGAGGAGCGCGGGGCCGAGGGCGAGGCGGAGGGCGGGGAGGCGGAGGGUGGCGAGGGCUGGGAGCGGGGCUCCGUGUCGUACUAUCCGCUGAGCCAGGAGUCCAGCACCCAGCAGGUGGCGCUGCUGCGGCGCGCGGACAGCGGCUUCUGGGGCUGGUUCAGCCCCUUCGCACUGCUCGGCGGCCUGGCCCCUCCCGCCAACAGGAAGCGGAUCCCCCCGGAGGAGCCGUGCGUGCUGGAGACGCGGCAGCGGCGGCUGCGCGGCGCGGGCUGCGCGCGCUGUGAGAUCCUUUUCUGCAACAAGUGCAGGAACCUGCACAGCUCGCAGAGCUACGUGGCGCACUGCGUUCUGGAGCACCCGGAUCUCCGGGAGGCGCGGGCUUCUGGAGGCGCGGGGUCUGCCGUGGGCCUUUGA
Molecule: messenger RNA, 546 nt
Organism: Lipotes vexillifer (Yangtze River dolphin)
Lineage: Eukaryota; Metazoa; Chordata; Mammalia; Artiodactyla; Lipotidae
Gene: PGBDF
Product: chromosome unknown C17orf50 homolog
Exons: 3
Coding region: 1-546 (181 amino acids)
Source: RefSeq, a predicted model, not a curated record